CCCAAUGAAUGUUUCUUCCCCUUCUUGAAUAUAGGCAGACUAGGGGGGAAAAAUAACUGGACACCCCCAUCUCUUUGAUUUUACAUCUAAAAUACCCAGGAAUUCUUGCAGUUUAGAAAUCGCCGGGCUUGGAGGCUCCAUCAUAAAUAGUCUCCCACUUUCAUGCGGGUUUGCCGGGGGCGGUCUUCCGCCCUCUCUUCUCCGUCGUGAGGCGGCGGCCGGCGCCGCUGCCAUUAACCCUUCCCCUCUUCAAUGGAAGGAUGGUUGGUGCCGGAUGAUGAGUGCUCCUCCAGUGACGUCUGCCACAUCCUCCGCAAGCUUCAAUGCAUCGGCUUUUGCUCUGCUGUCGAUCCCAUCGUCGACGACUCUCGCUUCGAACAGAUUCUUUCAGUUUUCUUGAAGGAGCUUCACUGCAAGCGGGAGAUCCGGCCAUUCCCAGCCAUGCUUGGCGAAGGGAGGCCGAUAGACUUAUACAAACUCUACCUUCUAGUUUCUGAGAGAGGUGGAUACAAUUCCGUGACUGCCAACAAGUCUUGGGCUGGUGUAGCAGAAGGAAUCGGAUUGGAUUCGGCUCUUGGGUGUCCCUUGAAACUGAUAUAUGCCAAGUACCUCAACAUGUUAGAGCGUUGCUUGCAGAUGGUUCCGGCCAACAGGCCGGGAAUCGGAGGCUAUUCGGGGUCUGAAGAGAAUCUGGGAGUCUUGAUGAGUGAUCCGGAGCCUGAGGUUAGAAGCCUUUUCAAGGAGAUCCUGAAACGGAAGAGGGAGGAUGGUAUAAACUUAACAUUGUCGCCAUGUUCAAAGAUGGAUCAAUUCUUGACUCGUGCAAGACAGAAGGAGCCAAUGCUGCUGCUUGAUAAUGCCAAAUGUGUUCGGCCUAGUCGUUCGACGGCUUUGAGUCCUAAGUUGGCGAACGGGAGUUUCUCUUCUCUUAAGAGGAAGAGGGAGUCACUCAUAGGCAUGUUGAAUUGGGUGAAAACUGUAGCAAAAAAUCCUAUUGAUCCUUCUACAGUAAAGAUUCUUCCAUCAGAUGGCCCGAAAGAUAUGAAAAAUUUGGUCGGUCUGCAUUAUUCUCUUGCAUUUCAAGUUCGGAAAGUGUUAUUUCUUAAGAACAUUCAUAGGGAGGACAUUAACACAUCCACCUCACAGAAAGGGCAGAAGAUUCAUUCUUUCAUGUAUGAGGACUGUAACGGUGCUGGUAAUACAAGUUUUCAAACAUUAAGAUGCACCAAGGGGACCUUUUCCUCUGACAAGCCAUCUCAUUCUGGUUCUUGUUCCAAAGCAUCCACAGUUUGUAUGGGUGAAAAGGAUGAUGGUCACAUUAAUAAUGCAAAUGAGGCCAACAAUUGCCGACGAAAAUUGAGAAGUUUUGCUUUACUUCCAGAUUACUUAGCUGAUUGUGAACUAAAUCGUAUACCUGUUGGUUCAUCCUUUCAAGUGCAAGUGCCACCUUGGACCAGAAAGCCUGCAAAUUUGUAUGAUUCCGAUGACCUGAAAUGGUUGGGAAGACGGAUAUGGCCUCCGGAAGAUCAUGAGAAAAAGCUGCCGUCCCCACCAACAAAUCUAAUUGGGAAAGGAAGGGAAGACAGCUGCAAGUGCAGAAAUCCUGGCUCUGUGCAGUGUGUGAGAUUUCAUGUGGCAGAGAAGAGGCUCCAAUUGAAAUGUGAACUAGGUGUAGCUUUUUACGCAUGGAGAUUUCAUUUCAUGGGCGAAGAAGUUGCAUUGUCGUGGAAAGAGGAGGAAGAACGGAGAUUCAAGGCGAUAUUCCGCCUAAAUCAACCACCUCACAGCCAAAAUUUCUGGAAACAGCUUCAUCUGUGUUUUCCUAGAAAAGGAAACAGAAAUCUGGUUAGCUAUUACUUCAAUGUGUUCCUCCUCGCUCUCAGAAGUUAUCAAAAUCGAGUGAGCCCAAACAACAUUGACAGUGAUGAUGAGGAAACUGAAGUCGGCUUUCUAAAUUGCUCUUUUGGUUAUGGUUCCAUAAGAUUUCAUGAUCCUAAAUCGAUCGUUUGUGCUCAGAAUUUGCAGUGUGUUGAUUUAGCUGAUUAGCUGUAUUGUGCUCAAACAGAAGACCGUUGCAAUUUUUUUCCUGAAAGGAUCAUUCUCUAAGGAUUUGCAGUUUAUGUGAGAUUGAGGAACCUUUUGGGCAGUUAGUGAUUUGGCAGGAAGGGUCAGCGGAAUAUGUUGAGAGUAUCAAGCCAAAGCAUGAGAGGAACACCCUAACAGGUAUUUAAUUUUCACUCUGUAAGAUUUGAACUUUUUUUUCUUUGUGUAAAUUGCAUGGGAAAAUUCUAAAAUUGUUGCCAUCUUUAUGAGGACACUUCUAGUUCAUCUAGCACUAGAGAAAAUAGUUUUAAUCACAAGAUCAAAUCAUUUUAAAAUGAAUUGGAACAAAACAAAGAUAUAGGGUUUUCAUUA
Dendrobium catenatum is the source of this 2415-nucleotide messenger RNA. Its product is annotated as AT-rich interactive domain-containing protein 2. Gene Ontology annotation, molecular function: DNA binding. The transcript has 2 exons. The record is from RefSeq and is a predicted model, not a curated record. The coding region runs from base 253 to 2046 and encodes 597 amino acids. NCBI's taxonomy places the organism in Eukaryota, Viridiplantae, Streptophyta, Magnoliopsida, Asparagales, Orchidaceae.